CAUACUGUUCAAGGCGACACAAUGAGCAGUUGUGUUUGAUUUUUGGGUUAGAUUAUAUGCCUGUUGUUGUGUUUGAUUUUUAAAUAGUUUCAUUUAUUUAUUGUCAUUCGAGGAGUUUUGUUUCCAAUUUUAUUCGGGAGUUUUUUUUUUUGUCAUCAUGUGGAGAUUAUCUGCCGCGAUCCUCCUGCUGUCGCUUCUGAAAGUGUCUGUGUGUAUUCAGGUGAUUGUUUCCGAGCAGGAGCGCAGCACAGCUCUCUUUGCCUCAGUGAUCCUUCGCUGUGACUACUCCACCUCUGCUACCACCCAAGAUGUUCUGGUCACCUGGAGGUUCAAAUCCUUCUGCAAGGACCCCGUGCUGGAGUACUACUCCACAGCGUACCAAUCUGCACUACAGUUAGGACAGGACCCAUCGAAUGACUGUCCAGACCGUCAGCGGACAAUUCGCACAGUGAUACAGAAGAGAGGAAGCAGCGAGCCGACGCUGGGAGCAGAAUAUCGUGAACGCAAGAUCUCCAUCCAAAAUAAGGCAGACCUGGUGCUCAAUGAGGUGAUGUGGUGGGACAACGGGGUGUACUACUGCUCUGUCGAAGCUGCUGGAGACACCUCUGGAGACUCCGACAAAGAAAUCAAACUCAUUGUUUACCACUGGUUAACAGUGUUGUUCAUCGUCAUCGGAGCCCUCCUCCUGAUCCUCCUCUUCUGUAUCUGCUGCUGCCAGUGCUGCCCGCAGAAAUGCUGCUGCUAUGUUCGCUGUCCAUGCUGCCCGCAGCAAUGCUGCUGUCCUGAAAAAGCUGUGAUGCAGCAUCGUAUGAUGAAGGACGCUCAGAGGGCCAUGGCUCCCUGGUUAGGAGGGCAGAAUGUAUAUGGACCAAUGAGCCACGCACCCUCCCAGAUGAACCCGCUGCUCUACUCGGGAUCUGUUUCAGGGAAGAGCUUCCCGAUGAAGCCCAUGCCCCUCCCCCCUCCUCAGUCUUCAGCUUACAGCAUGCCCCCUCCCAGUGUCCAUGGCACCAACAACCCUGCCAACACCAACCACAUGCUUGAUUACAUGGAGGGCCAGGUGAGGGGGAUGGACAUGUCGAGUCCUCUGCUGCAGUCCCAGCCUCCUCCACCCCAGCACAUGCAACAAUUCCCUCCACCCCAGCACAUGCAACAAUUCCCUCCUCCCCAGCACAUGCAACAAUUCCCUCCUCCCCAGCACAUGCAACAAUUCCCUCCUCCCCAGCACAUGCAGAACAUGCCCCUCACCAUCCCAUUUUCUCCGGGCCCUCCCAGCAUGAUCUCUGCCCUUGAUGAUGGCCCAACAGAGCGUCGUGUCAUCACGCUUCCACCAAUAAGAGAGCAGCCGGUCAGAAUCGCACCCCCUGCACCCAGGACUCGGCCCCCGAGCUCCAGCGAGAGCAGUCGCAGCGGCUUCGGCCGUCGUGACGAUCAGGGAUCAGCGGGCAGGCGUAACCUCUCACCCGCCCGGUCUAGAGGUAUUCCCAGGAGCUACAGCGAGGAGUCACUGGACGGGCGGCCAAGAGGAGACAUGAACCGCCCCCGCUCUCGCUCCAGGGAUGACCUGUUUGACAGCAGGUCCAGAGGACACUACUCUCCUCCAGCAUCACGUCACUCCAGAGGAGGGUCCUGGAGCUCGGAUGAUGAGAGCAGCAGCAGGAGAGGAGGAGGAGGAGGAGGAGGAGGAGGGAGGAGAGGAGGUGGAGGUGGAGGCUGGGUUGACAAACCUCCAAUCUACAGCGAGUACGAACCUGGACAGAAACCAGGAGCACGGAAGAAUGAACGCUACUCUGGCAAGAGUUCUCGCAGUGGCACCAGCGUCGUCAUCUGAAAGCUCCAGCUGUGAAACGCUCUGCGACCUCUGUCAGAGCACACCUCACUAGAACUGGGAACCUUGUUGUCUGGCAACUAGUUAACGUUUAAUUACCAUCAUAUUUAUUUAACAUGUGUUUCUGGGCUGGCAGAAGGAUUUAUAAGAUGUGAGAUUGAAAGAUUCAGAAAUAUGUGAUAAUCCUUAAUUUUAUGUCAAUAAGGAAACCUAUUUGGUAGCCUAUAAAUGGUUUGCUUUUUUAGAUAUUGAUGUAAGAAAAGUGCACAAGUCUUCUACUAAAGAUUCUUUUUGGAUAAUAUUUCCCUCUGCUGGUUCAUCUGUGUGAUGAAAUUACAGGAGGUUUGGACUAAAAGCCUCCUGUUAGACUAUUUUUAUGUGGCUUUUGAUGUUUCUCCUCCUAAAGCUUUAUUCAUUUGGCAAUAAUACAGUUGAUUCUUAUGUUUUAAUUAAGCCAUAAAACAUUAAAUGGUGAAAAUAUGACUCUUAGUGCCAGUAAAUAGAGACAAAUUACAAGUAAACAAAUUACUUUUGUUUCAUCUUUAAACCCAAAUAAAUAUGAAUAGAUUUUUAAUGCUGGAAUUACUUAUUAACUUAAGUUUUGUAAAUAGUUAUUUUCACAUCUGGAUGUCUUGAAGUGUAUUUGUUUUACUAAUGUUUGAAGGAAAAUGUGUGUGGAAUUAACCUCUGUUCAGAUAAUGUUGGUGUUUUUUUUAAAAACCUUUUGUACAUAAGAUGAAUUAAAACUUUUACACUUGCUUAUGAAUAAGUGUAAACACUGCAUGUAAACAAGAAAUUGUCAUGGUAUUAAUGUA
Cottoperca gobio is the source of this 2643-nucleotide messenger RNA. Its product is annotated as immunoglobulin-like domain-containing receptor 1. Lineage: Eukaryota; Metazoa; Chordata; Actinopteri; Perciformes; Bovichtidae. The record is from RefSeq and is a predicted model, not a curated record. Gene Ontology annotation, cellular component: plasma membrane. Gene Ontology annotation, molecular function: high-density lipoprotein particle receptor activity.